AUGAGGCUCUCGGUCAAGAACCUCGUUUUCUUCUUCGUCGUGGUUUUCUCGUGUCCUUCUAGAUUUCCUUCUCCUUCCUCGAUUUUUCGUUUCCUAAUCAGAGAGAAAGAAACGACAAUUGGGAAGAAAGAUAGCGGGGAAGAGGAGGAGAAGACGACGACGACAAGAGAAUGGGGAAUUGCUUUGGUUCAUCUUCAAGAUCUCCCACUCCUGCAGUUGGCACACCAUAAGUCCAGAGAAAUCCUGACCCUUUUGGCUAAUCGUGCAGGUCGCUCGUCGUCAAGGACCAGCAGCAGCGAGAUGACCACCGGGAAGCUAUCAAACCUCAGCAGCAGCACGACCUUGGGUGAGUCCUCCGACAACGGCAUCAGCGUCGAGAAGGUGUUCCCGGAGGGGAGGAUCCUGGAGGCGCCCAACCUUCGCGUCUAUACCUUCGCCGAGCUCCGGAGCUCCACUAGGAACUUCAAGCCCGAGUCCAUUCUCGGAGAGGGUGGAUUCGGGAAGGUGUACAAGGGUUGGGUGGAGGAGAAGACUCUCAAUCCUUCCAAGAGCGACGUGGGCACGUUGGUGGCCGUGAAGAAGCUCAACUCUGAAAGCGUGCAGGGGCUGGAGGAGUGGCAGGCAGAAGUGAACUUUCUAGGGAGGCUUUCACAUCCAAACCUCGUCAAGAUCUUGGGAACUUGA
Messenger RNA from Zingiber officinale, 684 nucleotides. RefSeq names its product probable serine/threonine-protein kinase PIX13. Gene Ontology annotation, molecular function: protein kinase activity; ATP binding. The coding region runs from base 1 to 684 and encodes 227 amino acids. The record is from RefSeq and is a predicted model, not a curated record. Gene Ontology annotation, biological process: protein phosphorylation. The transcript has 3 exons. NCBI's taxonomy places the organism in Eukaryota, Viridiplantae, Streptophyta, Magnoliopsida, Zingiberales, Zingiberaceae.